AAAAAAAACAUCACUACAAUGUCUCCUCUCCUUCUGCUCAUCAUCACUAUCAUUAUCUCUUCUCUCUUUCUCUUCUUAUUCUUCUUCAUCUCCUCCAUCACCACCACCAAAAAGAGCACUACUGGUGCAUUGCCACCAGGUCCAAAAGGAUGGCCAAUCUUAGGCAACCUCCCACAACUAGGCCAAAAACCUCAUCACACUCUUCAAGCUCUCUCCAAGACAUAUGGUCCUCUUUUCCGUCUCCGACUAGGCUCUAUCGACGUCGUCGUCGCCUCCAACGCCUCCACGGCUUCCGCCUUUCUUCGUACUCAUGACUCUAACUUCUCCAACAGACCUCCAAACUCUGGAGCUGAACACAUUGCCUACAACUACCAAGACCUUGUCUUUGCCCCUUACGGUCCCCGGUGGCGCAGUCUCCGGCGACUUUGCUCAUUGCACCUGUUCUCCGUUAAAGCUCUUGAGGAUCUCCGGGGUGUCAGAGAAGAAGAGUUGGGAGUGCUUGUUGAAGGCCUAAUGAAAAUGAAGCAGAAGACAGUGAAUGUCGGAGAGGCGGUGAAUGUUUGUGCGACGAAUGCGCUGGCGAGAGCCACGGUUGGGAGGAGAGUGUUUACGGAGGAGGAGGAAGGAGAGGCCGGAGAGUUUAAGGCAAUGGUGGUGGAGCUCAUGAGGCUUGCUGGAGUUUUUAAUGUGGGGGACUUUGUGCCUUGGUUGAGGCCAUUGGAUUUGCAAGGAGUGGUGAAGAAGAUGAAGAAGCUUCAUAGAAGGUAUGAUGAGUUCUUCGAUAAGAUCAUCGAAGAGCACCGCAGUGAUGUUGGUGGUGGUGGUGGUGGUGGUGAUUUGUUGAGUGUGAUGUUGGCGUUGGAAGAGCUUGAAGAUGGUGGCGGGAAGCUUAAUGAUACUGAGAUCAAGGCUUUGCUAUUGAACUUAUUCACAGCGGGAACAGACACAACAUCAAGCACAGUAGAAUGGGCAUUGGCCGAGCUACUACGGCACCCAGACAUACUCACCAUGGCUCAGAGCGAGCUCGAUGCAGUCAUCGGCCAUGGCAGACUUGUGGCAGAUUCCGAUCUCCACAAACUCCCUCUCAUGCAAGCCAUCAUCAAAGAAACAUUCCGUCUCCACCCACCAACACCACUCUCCCUCCCACGUAUCGCAUCCGAGACAUGCCAAGUUGCCGGGUACCAAAUACCUAAGUCAACCACACUCUUUGUUAACGUAUGGGCGAUAGCCCGUGACCCCGAAGUCUGGCCGAACCCACUCGAGUUCGACCCACAUCGAUUCCUCCCCGGCGGCAAGCACGCUCAUGUCGGGGUUAAAGGGAGUGACUUCGAGCUGAUACCUUUCGGUGCUGGAAGGAGGGUGUGCGCCGGGCUGAGCUUGGGGUGGAAGAUGGUCCAGUUUAUGACAGCCACACUGGUGCACGCUUUUGAUUGGGCCUUGCCGGAGGGAAUGACCGCGGAGAAGUUGGACAUGGAGGAGGCUUAUGGACUCACAGUGCAGAGGGCUGUUCCCUUGAUGGCCAAUCCAAUUCCCAGGCUUAAUAAGGAUGCUUAUAGUGUUAUAUUCUAGCUUUUGACAAGGUGGCACACAACAUCAUAGUUCCACUAUCUCUUAUCUAUGUGAUGGUUGAAAAUAAGUUUUUGAUGUUGUCACGUUGUGCUAUGCAUAAAUGUAUGGAUUCAAGUGAAUAAGUAUAAAGGUACAGUAUAUGCUGAUUAUUAUUACCAAAGUAA
Messenger RNA from Dioscorea cayenensis subsp. rotundata (Guinea yam), 1733 nucleotides. RefSeq names its product flavonoid 3'-monooxygenase CYP75B137-like. The coding region runs from base 19 to 1569 and encodes 516 amino acids. The transcript has 2 exons. NCBI's taxonomy places the organism in Eukaryota, Viridiplantae, Streptophyta, Magnoliopsida, Dioscoreales, Dioscoreaceae. The record is from RefSeq and is a predicted model, not a curated record. Gene Ontology annotation, molecular function: monooxygenase activity; oxidoreductase activity, acting on paired donors, with incorporation or reduction of molecular oxygen; iron ion binding.